Thalassophryne amazonica is the source of this 5950-nucleotide messenger RNA. RefSeq names its product MAP/microtubule affinity-regulating kinase 2b (gene mark2b). Gene Ontology annotation, biological process: protein phosphorylation; microtubule cytoskeleton organization; intracellular signal transduction. Gene Ontology annotation, molecular function: protein serine/threonine kinase activity; tau-protein kinase activity; ATP binding. Bases 1133 to 3109 code for a protein of 658 amino acids. Gene Ontology annotation, cellular component: cytoplasm. The transcript is spliced from 19 exons. The record is from RefSeq and is a predicted model, not a curated record. Lineage: Eukaryota; Metazoa; Chordata; Actinopteri; Batrachoidiformes; Batrachoididae.
GCCAUGUUGCCGUGAGCUUGUUCCGGUAUCGGGGCUGGAUCGUGCGCAAAUUCAGCCAGGAUUCGGGUGCAGCUCCUCGUCUCUCCGUCUCUCUCCGUGUCUCCCCCACACAUCGCACCUCCCCUGAAGAAAAGCCACAGUUCAGCGAUCAUGGAUUUGACGACUUGAUGAUUCCUUCUCCGGUCGGCCAGUGAAACACGUCGCAGCCGUCGGUGUACCGACAGGACGGACUGGUUUAUCGCCACACUGCAGUGCAGCGCUGGUGGACGACCUUAUUCCACUCACGCAACAGGGGGAAGAGCACCGGUGGGUUCCGUGGAUAUUCGGGUCUUUGGGUCGCUCCGGAGGAGAAGCUAACCAAGCUAGCUUCGCUGAGAAACCCUGAAUUAGCUUGCUGCAUGGGCUAACGUCGGCCGGAUAGCUAGCCUGUGUGAUUAGUAUUUUUCGCCCGCUAUGUGCCAGUUUCACACGACGUUUCUUCUCUUUUUUUUCGGACUCUCAAACUCUGGAUAUCUCGCCGGGAGGAAUUGUUUUGUUCGAGUCGGGAAGGUCGACACCUCGCCGGGGAGAAGUUUUGGCCUGAAAGUUUGUCGACCUCAGACCUGGUUUUAAUUACUAUCAAAGGAGGACUUCUUUUUUUUUUCAAAAUUACACAAGGGAAAGAAAAAAAAAAAAUCUCGUUUCAUGUAUUUUUUUCCGCAUGCUAACCACGUCGUUUAAAACAAGCGUUGGCCAAGUUUUGUUGUAGCUAGCUGUGCUAGCCGACUGGCCCAAACGGCAAAACGACGCUGGACAACCUUCGGUACUGACCAGUGUUAAUUUGGAACUGAAUGUCCUCACGCCUAGACACAGACAAAAGGCUACACUUUUUCCUCCUCUUGUUUCGUGGUUGUUGACAAACAUGGGAGCUGCGCUUGGUGCUAGCUAGUUUUGAAGCUAGCUUGCUAACUCGGCCAGCCGCUGAUGUGGGAUUCAACUUGUUGAUUCACGGGCUAGCUGUGGUGCUGCUAGCUGGCUAGCACUGGACCGUUUUCCUAAGACAGUCAGCUGCACAACUUAAAUGCACAAUAGACACUGAAGAAUUGCUGCUUUUCCCCCCAUUGCUCUUCCCCUUCCUUUUUUUUUUUGAAAAAUGUCAACAAGACCCCCACUGGUGCAAGUCAUUGAAAACUCAGCUGGACAGGACUCCAAGUCUUCGUCUGGCCGCUCCAGCAUGCCGCGAUGUCGGAAUUCCGUUUCCACCACCACAUCAGAUGACCAGCCGCACAUUGGUAACUAUCGGUUGCUUAAAACCAUCGGCAAGGGCAACUUCGCCAAGGUCAAGCUAGCACGGCACGUCCUCACUGGAAAAGAGGUGGCUGUAAAGAUCAUCGAUAAGACGCAGCUCAACCCCUCCAGUUUGCAGAAGCUCUUUCGCGAGGUGAGGAUCAUGAAGAUGUUGAAUCAUCCCAACAUCGUCAAGCUCUUUGAGGUCAUAGAAACGGAGAAGACUUUGUACCUGGUAAUGGAGUACGCGAGUGGUGGAGAAGUUUUUGACUACUUGGUAGCUCACGGAAGGAUGAAGGAGAAAGAAGCCCGUGCCAAAUUUAGACAGAUUGUGUCAGCGGUACAGUAUUGCCAUCAGAAGUGCAUAGUACACCGAGACCUCAAGGCAGAGAACCUGCUGCUGGAUGCUGAUAUGAACAUCAAGAUAGCAGACUUUGGUUUCAGUAAUGAGUUUACUUUGGGGAACAAGCUAGACACAUUCUGCGGCUCUCCACCUUACGCUGCCCCAGAACUCUUCCAGGGCAAGAAGUACGACGGGCCUGAAGUGGACGUCUGGAGCCUUGGCGUGAUCCUCUACACGCUGGUUAGCGGUUCACUCCCCUUUGAUGGACAGAAUCUCAAGGAGCUGAGAGAGCGCGUGCUGCGUGGUAAAUACAGGAUUCCCUUCUACAUGUCCACAGACUGUGAGAACUUGCUCAAGAAGUUUCUCAUCCUCAACCCUUCCAAAAGAGGCAGCCUGGAGCAGAUAAUGAGGGAUCGGUGGAUGAAUGUGGGCUACGAGGAGGAUGAACUCAAACCUUACAUUGAACCCCAACCAGAUUAUAAGGACCCGAGGAGGACAGGUAGGCCAAGAGAUGACAUCAUGCUGCAGAUGGGAUUCUCUCAGGAGGACAUCCAAGACUCACUGGUGAACCAGAAGUACAAUGAUGUCAUGGCGACAUACCUGCUCCUGGAUUACAGGAACUCUGAGCUGGAUGAAACGUCUCUCAAGACACGGCCAGGAAGUGAUGUAAGCAACAUAAAUGCCCCCUCUCCGCCUCACAAGGUACAACGCAGUGUGUCAUCCAACCAGAAGCCUCAGAAUCGCAGAGCCACCGACCACCAGGGCUCUUCCUACUCAAAGAGGGGUGGUCAAGUAGACAACAGGAGUGUAAUGGAGGAUUCUGGGAGGAAGGGCUCAUCAGGCAGCUCUACAACCAAGGUUCCGGCCAGCCCACUGGUCUCAUCUGACCGCAAAAAGAGUGCCACACCCUCCACAAAUAGCAUCCUGUCCACCGGCACUGGGCGCAGUCGGAACUCACCUCUGGCUGAGAGAGGAACACUGGGCCAGGGCAUUCAGAACGGCAAAGACAGCCUAAACACUCCGGGUUCCCGCGCCUCCACCGCCUCGGCCGCAGCCGUCCUCUCCUCCUCCUCCUCGCGUCCCCACCAUCAAAAGUCCCUGUCCUCCUCCAAUCAUCCAUGCCCCUCUGACCUGCACGCACCACGGCCCAGUGCCCCGCCUCAGCGGGCUCCAGGCGCCUCCCCAUCUGCCCACAACAUCAGCAGCGCGACCGUGAGCGACCGCACCAACUUCUCCCGGGGGGUGGGCAUCCGCAGUACGUUCCACGCAGGCCAACAGCGAGUUGCUCGGGACCAGCAGGGCUCCGCCUACCCCGGCGGGCCCGCUUCCCCGUCGCUGUCGCAUGGCAACAGCCAGGCCCGAAGACCACACGGCGCCACGGGGAUUUUCAGCAAGUUCACAUCCAAGUUUGUACGCAGAAACCUCUCGUUCAGGUUUCCAAGAAGUUCUGGUUUGGGGUGCCUUGUUUUGGCACUUGGUAUUGACAUUUUGUUUUUCUAAUUGUUGCUAACAUCACUCACUCACGUAACUCACUCAUUCCAUCAUCACGUGGCAAAGUAACACCUCUGUCCCUACAUCAGUUCCAGCCGUCCUCCUUCUCGUCCUCACCCCUCUAAAUUCGCUCCCUUCUUUUAACGAUGUAAGAAAAAUAUCCCAGAUUUAGAUGGAGGCUUAGUGGCAGCAUACUAGAUCCACUUACUCUUCCCCAACUCCUUGCCUUGCUUAGCAUCCGAUUUUGGCGAUGAUGCUCCGCUCAACAUUGUGGAGAUUUAACUCUCUCGUCAACAUUGCUUACAAAAACUCUCAAACAAAUUAAAAAAAAAAACAACCUUCCCUAUUCCUGUAAUCCAGAGAAAGAAACGCAUUUGUACAAAGAAACUAUGAUCGUCUCCAUCUUAGAUUGGCUAAUUUUGCUAACAUUAGCCAAGACUAACCCCACCUUCCAAACCAUCAUCCAUCUCACCUUCCUUGUUUUCAAAGGUUUGGUCUCUGGAGUUGAAAUGUUGUUUGCAGCAGAUGUCAAAUUCCUCCAUGGUUUUUAAAUCUUAUUUUUUCUUGUGUAAGUUUCUUGAGGCCUCUGUAAUUAAAAAGUUGCUAGUUUUUGUAGAUGGAGUUAAAGGGGAGGUGAGGAUAUCUGAGGGACGAGGCUGCACUCUUCUUUUUCCAUCGCUCUGAUUGCACUUUUGGCACCAACUCUAACAGCAGCACCAAGAACUGGAUGGCUUUUUGACCUACUCUGGCUGGAAAAGACCUUAAUGCUGUGACGCACUCUCUUCAUGAAUAUAUGUAUGCACAGUGCUAUUGAACAAAAAAAUUCAUCUAUUCCUGCAUGUUUGUCAUACUUCGGUAUUUUGGAUGUUGAAGUCAGGACAACAGUGUUGCACCUUCUCAGUGGUGGCCCGUCUCCAAAUUUCACCAAUUCCACCAUCAACAAUUUAACAUAAAAGUCAUAAAACAUUGACAUUUCAGGAAGUGCAGUCAUGAUCGUACCAUCAGGGUGGUGGUGGUGGGGGUACUGUUAGGGUACCACCAAGUGGGAGAGUGGUCAAAUAAAACUGAAUCCCUACUAAAGAGAACAUAAAGGACUGCAUCAGCUACCCAGUGUAACGCAAGUGUCAGUCGUCGUAUUCAGCCAACAAGCUUGUCAUUUGCACACCCAGGCGCCAAUGUUAGCCAGCAGAAUCAUGCUUAUUUUUGCACCUGUGGGUAUGUUAGCUUUAAAGCGAGGUAGCGCUGCAGGUAUACAAUAUUUUGAAAGAGUAUUCGAGCUAUUCUAAUCGAGUAAUCAGAUACAAAGUACUUUUGCAUUUUUAAACAACAACAACAAUAGUCCAGUGCUCUCCCUAAGCAUUGGCACAAUGUCACUGCAGUCUCGCACAAAUUGUCAAAUUUAGUUUAUCUGUUUCUGUUUUCCUGGGUAAAUUUUUUUUUUUCACGUCUUUACAAGUUUUGGAUCUUUCCCGGACCGUAAGUGCAAGCGGUCAGUGUAAUCCUCAUCAGUCAGGCUGCACAUGAACGUGAGCACAGCUUGUGAAAAACUGGGCUCUGGGGUGCAGCUUUUUCACAAAAGCCAUAUUGAUUAAUCUGCUGUGCACCCUAUAGAUGAAAACUGAUCAAAUUCAAAUGAAGGAGGUUUUGAAUAAACUUGACUUAAAGUACAUGUAGAGCAGAGAGCAGCCAGUAAACCAAACCGUUAAAAAAAAAAAAAAAAUACACAAACACACUGCUUUGCUUUAAAUGCUCAGUAAGUCUAUUUCAGAUGAUCAGCGUGGACCUUUCUCUUAAAAAGCUUUAUUUUACCCUGUGUGUCACAUUGGAAAAUUGUAGCUUUGCGUGCUCGAUUUAGCGGUUACACAGCUUAUGCACAUACUCUAGUCUUCCAUUUUGUUUUUCUGUGAAAAUUGCAGCGGCACACACAAGCCUGGCAUAUGUACUACAAAAUUCAACAGAGCUUUGAGGCACAGAAUUUCCCUGUCAUCACUUAUUCGAGUUACUCGACUAAUUGUUUCAACCCGAAAAUGAGGUGUGGAUUGCUUUUGUAAGGAGGCAGAAAAUAAUUCCACUAUAGACCACCAAAAACCUGGUCGAAAGUCAAAUGUUGAGAUUUUUCUAGUAUUUGAAUGUCAUUAUACGUGCCUUAUAUAAGCGGGUUCACAACGCAUGUAUGGGUACGCCCUCCUUGAAUAUGCAACAAAGGUGAAUUGAAAACCACCAUUAAAUGGAACAAAAGUAAACACUAAUGGAACCGUUUAAAUAAAAAUUUCACUUUACUGCUUCACCUCAGGGAGUUUUGGUGGUCAUCUGUACACUGUGGUGAUGUUUUUAAUUUGCAGUAAAUGAAACUGUAAACACUAGUGCAUUGAAACUACUAAGUGUGGCCUUGCAUGCAAACACUGACUUAUAUUUGGAUUAAGUAUUUACAUAGGCAUGAUUUUAAAAUUUAAAUAAUUUCCUUGCAAAAUAAAUUAGCACUCGUAGGGAAUAACAAACUUUUUUUGUAAUUGUUUUUUUCUUAACAAUAUUCUUCCUUCAAUGUCCCACGCUGACAGCAUAAGUGCAACACCACAGUGGCCACACAGAACAGACAGUAAAACAAAUUGUGACAUGGACUGCCAUCAUUACAGAAAUUUUUAUUUUAUUUAUUUAUUGUCAAGCAACCGCUCAUUCUCUUCUUGCUUGCAGACCUGCCACCUUCAGGAAAGGAAUGCAAUGGCAGGGAAAGCCAAACAGGCCAGGGACAAGGUUGAGAGGAAAAUACUUCCCCUUUGAGGAAUUAGCAUUAUGAGUUGAGGUUGUCUUUUGUUUGAACAUCUGAGACAGCUAAGUGUGACAUAUAUGCAG